AUGACAUGUGUGAAUAGCGUGAUAGAGGUUUUGAAGAAUGAAGAAGUUAGAAUGAUUGGGAUUUGUGGUAUGGGGGGUGUGGGUAAAACCACAAUGGUGAAAGAAAUCAUCAAAAGAUUGGCAGGAUUGAAAGUAUUCGAUAAUGUUGUGAUGGCAGUUGUGUCCCAAAGCCCAAGCAUUCAAAAGAUUCAAUUAGAAAUUGCAGAGGAGCUGGGGUUUAAAUAUGACGAGAAUACCGAAAGUGGAAGAGCGCGAAGGCUCUACGGAAGACUCAUGGAAAUAAAUAAGAUCCUCAUUGUAUUAGAUGAUGUGUGGACAGAGCUCGAUUUUGAGGCUAUUGGACUUCCUUAUGGACCUCAUAAAGGGUGCAAAGUUCUGUUGACCUCGCGAAACUUGGAAGUGUGCAAUGCAAUGGGAAGUCAAGAAAUUUUUACAAUCCCAGUUUUAACACCAGAGGAAUCAUGGGAACUCUUCCGUGAAAUCGUAGGUAAACCCUUGGACUAUCCUGAUUUGGCAAAACGAGUCACGAAUGAGUGUGCAGGUUUACCUAUUGCAAUUUUAACUGUUGCGAAAGCACUAGAAAAUAAGAGGAAGCAUGUAUGGGAUGAUGCCCUCAAACAGCUACAAAGUUCAGCCCUUGGAAGCAUCUCUUCGAUGAAUGACAAAGUUUAUUCAAGCAUACAAUGGAGUUAUGAUAGAUUGGAGAGUGAUGAAGAGAAAUCAUGCCUUUUGCUUUGUUGUUUAUUUCCUGAAGAUUAUGAUAUUCCAAUUGAGUAUUUGGUUAGAUAUGGGUGGGGUCGAGGGUAUUUUAGUAACGCGGAUUCGGUGGAAGAAGCAAGAAAUAGAGUGCAUUCUUUGAUUGACAAACUUCAAAGAAGGUUUUUGUUGCUAGAUGGCAAAUCGGAAGAGCAUACCAAGAUGCAUGACAUAGUUCGUGAUGUUGCCAUACAAAUGGCCUCAAGAGAUCCACAUAGAUUUCUAAUAAGAUGUGAUGCUGAAAAAACAGGGUGGCCAAAGAUAUACGACCAUUACACAACAAUCUCACUGAUACCAAUUAAUAUUGAUGAGAUCCCAGUUGGUCUGGAUUGUCCAAAACUUGAGCUUCUACACUUAGAAGGCGAACGUUAUUCGGAAAAUAGCAUGGACAUCAUGUGUAAAGGGAUGAAAGAGCUGAAGGUUUUAGCAUUGGUAGACAUGGGUGGGAUAUCAGCCUUGCCGAGGUCACUAGGACUACUGAAGAGCCUUCGAACCUUGUCCCUAAAUGGUUGUUAUGAUUUAAUAGAUAUAUCUGAUGCUAUUGGAAGAUUGGAAAAUUUAGAGAUCCUCAGCUUUCGUAAAUGCUCUAGAAUCUUAGAGUUGCCGAAGGAAAUUGGACUUCUUAAACAUUUAAGGUUGUUAGAUAUCACGGAUUGUGAUCGUCUUGAGAAGAUUCCACAUGGUCUCUUAUCGAGCUUAUCUAGUCUUGAAGAGUUGUAUAUGGAAAAUAGUUUUCGCAAAUGGGAACAAUCAGCUACAGAAAGCGAAGAUAAGAGGAUGGCAAGCCUUGUUGAGGUGAUGUCUUUGUCUAAUCAUUUGAAGGGUUUUAGUCAUAGAGAUACCCGAUUUCAACUUCUUUCCAAAAGACUUUUACUUGACAAGCCGGGCAACAAUAAGAUUCCACAUAUCCAACAGAUUGUUUGCACGAGAGCUUUUUGGAGGUCAAUCAAGUACUGGUUGUUAUGCAUUCGAAAAUAA
This is a messenger RNA of Prunus armeniaca (apricot), 1734 nucleotides long. Lineage: Eukaryota; Viridiplantae; Streptophyta; Magnoliopsida; Rosales; Rosaceae. The record is from the annotation of a GenBank genome assembly.